Molecule: messenger RNA, 11490 nt
Organism: Cricetulus griseus (Chinese hamster)
Lineage: Eukaryota; Metazoa; Chordata; Mammalia; Rodentia; Cricetidae
Source: RefSeq, a predicted model, not a curated record
CAUGAUGGUGAACAGCUCUGGAAGGGCCUCAGGCCAGAAAGCCCACCUUCUUCUGCCCACCCUGAAGGAGAAUGACACCCACUGCAUUGACUUCCAUUACUACUUCUCCAGCCGAGAUCGCUCCAGCCCAGGAUCCUUGAAUGUCUACGUGAAAGUGAACGGUGGUCCCCAAGGGAACCCUGUCUGGAACGUGUCUGGGGUUGUCACCGAGGGCUGGGUGAAGGCAGAGCUUGCUAUCAGCACCUUCUGGCCUCAUUUCUACCAGGUGAUAUUUGAAUCCGUCUCUUUGAAGGGUCAUCCUGGUUACAUCGCUGUGGACGAGGUCCGGGUCCUUGCUCAUCCAUGCAGAAAAGCACCUCAUUUCCUGCGACUCCAAAAUGUUGAGGUGAACGUCGGGCAGAAUGCCACAUUUCAGUGCAUUGCUGGUGGGAAGUGGUCCCAGCACGACAAACUUUGGCUUCAGCAAUGGAAUGGCAGAGACACGGCCCUCAUGGUCACUCGUGUGGUCAACCACAGGCGCUUCUCAGCCACAGUCAGUGUGGCAGACACCUCUCAGCGAAGUGUCUCCAAGUAUCGAUGUGUAAUCCGCUCAGAUGGUGGGUCUGGUGUGUCCAACUAUGCAGAGCUGAUCGUGAAAGAGCCUCCCACGCCCAUUGCUCCUCCGGAACUGCUGGCUGUGGGGGCCACCUACCUGUGGAUUAAGCCAAAUGCCAACUCAAUCAUUGGAGAUGGCCCCAUCAUUCUGAAGGAAGUAGAAUACCGAACUACCACAGGCACCUGGGCCGAGACCCACAUCGUGGACUCUCCCAACUACAAGCUCUGGCAUCUGGACCCUGAUGUGGAGUAUGAGAUCCGGGUGCUGCUCACACGACCAGGCGAGGGAGGCACAGGACCACCAGGGCCUCCCCUUACCACCAGGACCAAGUGUGCUGAUCCUGUGCAUGGCCCUCAGAAUGUGGAGAUUGUGGACAUUCGGGCCAGGCAGCUGACCCUGCAGUGGGAGCCCUUUGGCUAUGCAGUGACCCGCUGCCACAGCUACAACCUCACGGUGCAGUACCAGUACGUGUUCAACCAGCAGCAGUACGAGGCUGAGGAGGUGAUCCAGACCUCUUCCCACUAUACCCUGCGGGGCCUACGGCCCUUCAUGACCAUCAGACUGCGGCUGCUGCUGUCCAACCCUGAGGGCCGGAUGGAGAGUGAGGAGUUGGUGGUACAGACCGAGGAGGAUGUUCCAGGAGCUGUUCCUCUUGAGUCCAUCCAAGGCGGGCCCUUUGAGGAGAAGAUCUACAUCCAGUGGAAACCUCCCAAUGAGACCAAUGGGGUCAUCACACUCUAUGAGAUUAACUACAAGGCUGUUGGCUCACUGGAUCCAAGUGCUGACCUGUCCAGCCAAAGGGGGAAAGUGUUCAAACUCCGGAAUGAAACCCACCACCUCUUUGUGGGUCUGUACCCAGGGACCACCUACUCCUUCACCAUCAAGGCCAGCACAGCCAAGGGCUUCGGACCCCCUGUCACAACUAGGAUUGCCACCAAGAUCUCAGCUCCAUCGAUGCCUGAAUAUGAUGCAGAUACACCACUCAAUGAAACAGACACGACCAUCACGGUGAUGCUGAAACCUGCCCAGUCUCGAGGAGCCCCUGUCAGUGUUUACCAGCUAGUUGUUAAAGAGGAGCGUCUUCAGAAGUCCCGGAGAGCAGCUGACAUCAUCGAGUGUUUCUCUGUACCUGUGAGCUACCGGAAUGCCUCCAACCUUGAUUCUCUCCACUACUUUGCUGCCGAGCUGAAGCCCGCCAACCUGCCUGUCACUCAGCCAUUUACAGUGGGAGACAACAAGACUUACAAUGGCUACUGGAACCCUCCCCUCUCCCCAUUGAAGAGCUACAGCAUCUACUUCCAGGCACUCAGCAAAGCAAAUGGAGAAACAAAAAUCAACUGUGUGCGUCUGGCUACGAAAGGUGCUUCCAGCCAGAAUUCUAACACUGUGGAACCAGAGAAACAGGUGGACAGCACAGUGAAGAUGGCAGGUGUGAUCGCUGGCCUCCUCAUGUUCAUCAUCAUCCUCCUAGGUGUGAUGCUCACCAUCAAAAGGAGGAAGCUGGCUAAGAAGCAGAAGGAGACACAGAGCGGAGCCCAGAGGGAGAUGGGCCCAGUGGCCUCAACUGACAAGCCUGCCACCAAGCUCAGCACCACCCGCAAUGAUGAAGGCUUCUCCUCCAGUUCUCAGGAUGUUAAUGGAUUCAAUGGCAGCCGUGGAGAGCUGUCCCAGCCCACCCUCACCAUACAGACUCACCCCUACCGGACCUGUGACCCUGUAGAGAUGAGCUACCCCCGGGACCAGUUCCAGCCUGCCAUCCGGGUGGCAGACCUGCUCCAGCACAUCACCCAGAUGAAGCGAGGCCAGGGCUACGGGUUCAAGGAGGAAUACGAGGCCUUGCCAGAGGGACAGACAGCUUCGUGGGACACAGCCAAGGAAGACGAAAACCGCAAUAAGAAUCGAUAUGGGAACAUCAUAUCCUAUGACCACUCCCGGGUGAGGCUGUUGGUGCUGGAUGGAGACCCCCACUCUGACUACAUCAAUGCCAACUACAUCGAUGGGUACCACCGACCCCGGCACUACAUUGCAACCCAAGGUCCGAUGCAAGAGACUGUGAAGGACUUUUGGAGAAUGAUCUGGCAGGAAAACUCUGCUAGCAUCGUCAUGGUCACAAACCUUGUGGAAGUGGGCAGGGUAAAGUGUGUGCGGUACUGGCCAGAUGACACAGAGGUCUAUGGAGAUAUUAAAGUCACCCUAAUUGAAACAGAGCCCCUAGCAGAAUAUGUCAUCCGCACCUUCACAGUCCAGAAGAAAGGCUACCACGAGAUCAGAGAGCUCCGCCUCUUCCACUUUACCAGCUGGCCUGACCACGGUGUUCCCUGCUAUGCCACUGGCCUUCUGGGCUUCGUUCGCCAGGUCAAGUUCCUCAAUCCCCCUGAAGCCGGGCCCAUAGUGGUCCACUGCAGUGCUGGAGCCGGGAGGACUGGCUGCUUCAUUGCCAUUGACACCAUGCUCGACAUGGCUGAGAAUGAAGGGGUGGUGGACAUCUUCAACUGUGUGCGUGAGCUGCGGGCACAGAGGGUCAACCUGGUGCAGACUGAGGAGCAGUAUGUGUUUGUACACGAUGCCAUUCUGGAAGCAUGCCUUUGCGGCAACACCGCCAUUCCUGUGUGUGAGUUCCGCUCUCUCUACUACAACAUCAGCAGACUGGACCCCCAGACUAACUCCAGCCAGAUCAAAGAUGAGUUUCAGACACUCAACAUCGUGACACCUCGAGUGCGGCCUGAGGACUGCAGCAUCGGCCUCUUACCCCGGAACCAUGAUAAGAACCGGAGCAUGGAUGUCCUGCCUCUGGACCGCUGCCUGCCCUUCCUUAUCUCAGUAGAUGGAGAGUCCAGCAAUUAUAUCAACGCAGCACUGAUGGAUAGCCACAAGCAGCCUGCCGCCUUUGUGGUCACCCAGCACCCUCUUCCCAACACUGUGGCAGACUUCUGGAGGCUGGUGUUCGAUUACAAUUGUUCCUCUGUGGUGAUGCUGAAUGAGAUGGAUACUGCUCAGCUCUGUAUGCAGUACUGGCCUGAGAAGACCUCCGGGUGUUAUGGGCCCAUCCAGGUGGAGUUUGUCUCUGCCGACAUUGAUGAGGACAUCAUCCACAGAAUCUUCCGUAUCUGUAACAUGGCUCGGCCACAGGAUGGUUAUCGUAUUGUCCAGCACCUCCAGUACAUUGGCUGGCCUGCAUACCGGGACACACCCCCUUCCAAACGCUCUCUGCUCAAAGUGGUCCGAAGGCUGGAGAAGUGGCAAGAGCAGUAUGACGGGAGAGAGGGGCGCACCGUGGUCCACUGCCUAAAUGGAGGAGGCCGCAGUGGAACCUUCUGUGCUAUCUGCAGUGUGUGUGAGAUGAUCCAGCAACAGAACAUCAUUGACGUGUUCCACAUUGUGAAAACACUACGCAACAACAAGUCCAACAUGGUGGAGACACUGGAACAGUAUAAAUUUGUAUAUGAGGUGGCACUGGAAUAUUUAAGCUCCUUUUAGCCCAAUUGGAUGGGGGACCUGCCAGAGUCCUGAAGCUGUCGUAGCUGACCUCUUUUUCUGUGACUGACAAAGACUGGUCUCAGGAGCUCGGAGGUGGCACACCUGCCCAACUCCAAGAAGAAGGCUGGUGGCCUCAAUCUCUGCAGUAGGCUCUGCAGCUUCUGGAGGGUCUUCUGUAGCUAUGGGAUGGAGAUGCUGUUCUGAUGGGGCCCAAGCUUCCCCUCUACACCUGACAACAUCUGGCCCACAGAAGUUUACCCCCAAGCAAGGCCCUAGACUUCCAAUCCCCAGACCUCUUGCUUUUGUUCUUUCUAAGUUUGUUAACCUCAUGGCAAGCUGACUGUGCAGGUGCUGGGGUGUGGGGAGCUAGCCAGACUUUCUCUUGCUGUCCUUAUCAGUACUUAGGGUAGAAGUUCUUCUCCAUGAUUUCUUGCAAAAGAUUGUAGUUUGGGGGAAUCACUGGGUUAUUGGUUUCUACAAUCUCCUAUAGAGGCCUCUGGCAUGAGACACCUGCCAGUCUGGAUCAGUGUGACUUCUGGAUAGCCUCCUAGACCACAGCAGGAGUCUCUUCAUCUCACACCUAACCUGUACUGGGCUCAACUCAUGAUGACCAUCUCCAGCCAGGACUUGACCCUCUUUAUUCUCCUGGCCAACCAGCUUUCUCCACAUCACACUUUGGCAAAGGUUUCCUUUGCUUUUCCAUAGUCUGUAUGGGAGGAGGAGUCAUAGGAAAUGUUGAGGUACCUUUUUUCUUUGUAGAAAGGGCCACUGUCCUGGGCAAGACUCUGGCUAGCUUGUAUAGUAUAACCCUGUGCUUCCUAGGUGGCACUUUCUAUAGGAAAGACAAACAAGAAAAGCUUUGAUUGUCUCCCAAGUACCUAUGAAAAGAAACUCUUAUGAGAAUAUAAAAUCCCAUAUUCUCUUAUGUCAAAAAAGAAAAGGGUAGGUUGGCAGUUUGAAUGUGUGGCUGUAAGAUAAGUUUCUUGAGCUUAUUUUAUUUCCUGGCUAUACCCUUGAAAAGUCCCAUUGAUGACAAAGCCAUUGAACAAGUGAGGUGGUAUCCUUGGGAUUGGUCCCUGGUUGGGAGGAAAAUACAGCAACUGCUUUAUAAUUUGUGUCUCCAAAUCUGAACUCUUUCCUAAAGAAAUCCAGCUGCCAUUUUAAAAAUGGCUACUGUGGCCCCAAGUUGGUUUAUAAUAUAUUAGUUUAGGCUCAGGGCUCUGAGUCUUGCCCAAGGUGUGAAUAAAUCAAGAAAAGGGAGACAUUUGGGAAGCACUUCCUGCAAGCAAAGUGCCGUGCUUAUCACCUCCCAUAUGACAUCUCCUGUAGUCCACAGCACCCCUAGGAAGGGUUUGCAUCAUCUCCAUUUUGUAAUUGAAGAAAUCUGAGCACCUUCUUCAGUGAUGGAAUUCUGGAUUCAAAAAGGCAGGUAAUGGCAAUGAAACCUCCCUGUCAUUUUCUUCAUGCUUUCUCAGCCACGCAAUUAUUUUAUGGAAGAAAAAUAAGGCUAGAAACUUCUGAGCAGAGAGAGAACUCCAUGGGUAGAAAAUUUAAUUCCUUCUUUCCGAUACUAGUUCUCCUUGGUAGCCCAAACUUUCAGAAAUAUCUUAUUAACUCAUUCCCAGGUCCCCAGGAAAUCUAGUCUUAUCUAAUUUCUUCAUUGCUAAAAAACAAUUCUCAUGUUCCCUCGGGCUACAAGGGAGCGAGCCUGGGAAUCUCUCUAGCCCAGACUGAGCCACAAUAUUUGACAGCCUUAAUAGCCAGGGGUCUAGGAAGGUCUAUCUUGCAGACUGAUCUAGCCACAAAGUAUGAGGGACACAGAAUCCAAUAAGGUACAUGUCUCGCCCUUCAGGCCCACUGUAUACUAGGGAAGCUGAGCCACGUUGUAAUAGUGGGGCAUACAAGCAUUCAGUGAGCCUAGACAUGAGAGUAACUCACUCUGCCUCCAGCUUCCUAGGCAACAUCCAUUCCAGCUGGGUCUCAGCAGAUAGAAAAGAAAAAGGAAAUUCGAGCCAAGGGGCUUAACGUGCACAAUGGUAAAGAGAAGUAAGAAGGUAUCAGGAGGGACAGAUGGUGGAGGUCAGCCCAGCUAGAAUGGAGCAGGACAGGGAUAAUAGCAGGAAGGUAGCCAGAGCCAGGAAGGAAAUAGAAAGGGCAUGGUCAUUGCCCUGCAGGCAACAAGAAGCUGGCAAAGCUCAAAGUGGUGCACUCAGCUUAGUAUUGGAGAAGGCUCCUUCUGGACCAGUAGUAAGCCUCUUUUCCUUUCAUCAGACACUGUGAAAACAUCUCCCUCAGUGUGUGCUUUUAAUACGUUACGUGUGUGUGUGUGUGUGUGUGUGUGUGUGUGUGUGUGUGUGUGUGUGCGUGUGCGCGCGUGCGCGCAUGUUCAUUAUUUUGUUGCUGAAACAAAUAUGGAGUGGAUCAUCAGCUCUUGUGUAAAACCCUGGGUCUCCACUCUACUGUGGAGCAGGGUCAACAACCCUGGCCUCUAAGCCUAUGAGGACAGGACAUGAAAGGAAAGCAGGAAGCCAGCUUCCAUUGGCAUGAGCCCAGGAGCUGUCUAGAAGUCCAAGAACACCAGACUUGAUCAAGGAAGGCUGUCACUUUGGAGGUUCAAAAGAAAACAUCUCAAAGCAAAAGCAAGCAAAGGAAUCCCAUGAUUUAUUCUUCUCCUUUGAUGGGCCUCUUACCAGGUAGAUUGGAGUAUAUCCCCAGGCCCCAGGCCCCAGCCCCAACUGGUCCUUGUGGCUUCCUAUGGCUCUUGUCUCCUAUCCCAAAUGGACUUCCCUACAAACUACAUGAGUCUGUAGCAUAGCCAAUCAGCAUGUUGCAUGCUAUGUCCUCAGGUCUUGGCCAGUUCCUACAGGGAGAGGAUGGGAAAGGGACUAUUUAGUAGAAAUCCUAGGAUUCAUUCUGCUGAGGAAGGGGUGAAAGAAAUGACAGGUAAAGAUGACAGUAGUCUCUAUCAUUUCAAAGGAUGGGGAUUUGAAAAGUAACUUCAGGGCAAAGAAAUGUGAGAAAAUUCAAGACCUGCUGAGGGAACUCACCAAGGGUUGACCCAUCCCUUAUUUUCUCACAAUCCAACCACCCUCAAAAAAGUGGUCUUAGGGCAGUGCACACAAAAAGAAACUGAGGCACAUGGAUAGAAAUGGCAUUCUUCAGAUCCAUGUAGAAGACAUGCAGAAGGGCUUAGAUGAAAUGGAAAAUGGUACUAAGGAAUUGGUAAGGUGUUUUCCCCAGCAAAUCUCCCAAGAAAAUCCAACUUUCCAGAGUCUCCUCACCCAACUCUAUUUAUAGGAUGGGCUCAUCUUUACCUGAGCAAAAAGAAAAAAAAAAAAAAAGGUGCCCAAUUCUCACUUAGCUAAGAUCUUCCUAAUGUUCUCUAUUGGAAUCUAAAUGGAGAAGGUGUGAAGUAUAAAUGAGAUACUGUGAGCUGUCCCCAUUUGGGUGUGUUUAUGACCUGCAUGGAUUCAGGUUGGAUCACAGCUGCAUCUCAACGUUAUGUUCUUUUACCCCUACUGAUAUGAUUAACGUGGAUGAGGUAGGAGCCUGUCAACCUCUAGACAGCCACAGCAGACCCCCUUUCAUAGGAAUGGAAGAGGCCACUUGCAUCAGGUGUUGACCCUUACUGAGGCCUGAACAAUCAAUGACCAGCCAGAUGGCACCUAUUCUAUGGCACAUGGAUAGACUCUACCUUGGACUCUAAAACAUGAGCGCACACUUCAAACAUUCCUGAAGUGUCUGUAACUAUGGUCAUCACCACUGUACUGGUGAGGAAACAAAUCUAGAGGGAGAACUCACCUGCCCAUAUAAGCAAACUCGAUGUGGUUUUCUGAACACAGAGACAAUAUUCUUCCACCAUGGUAUCUUAGAUUUUCCCACAUGAUUACUCUUAUCAGCAGAGAUAAUAGUGAAACUAAUGACUUAGUAGAUAUUGGUAAAGCCCAGUGUAUACAAUGGUCAGCUUCAAAUUCCUUUAGAGCCUCAUGUUUUACAUUCAUGAUACAUUUGAAUUCCAUUUCCUAAUUUAUUUUUAGUAGUUUAAAUCUGACUACAUAAAUAUUUUUUAACUCUGUCUCAUGUAUCUCUCUAAUGAACCAUAGGGAAUGAUAUCUCUGUCCAAGACGUAGUACCUGGCCACGCUCCUUCCUCCCAGGGUCAAUUCUAAAUUCGAAUUCACACCAAUUUUUACUCCCCUGGGCACAUUCGUUGCUGUGUAGGUGUACUGACUGCACUGCUCCUGAGAUUCAGCUAAGGUCUCUUCUUACAGAGGGUUCUGAAAGGUACCCCCUGACAGACUAGAAUAAUGAGGACUCAUCUGCGUGGCAUGGUGACAGUUGAGCCCACAAAACCCUAAAGACAAAAGAAAAGCCAGAUUCAGCCUUACUCAGAACAUCCUUGAAUGCUGAGCAGUGCCUAUUAUCUUAGUAGAUUCCUAUGGCUUCUGAUUUUGGCAAAUCUUAGGACACAUAUCAUAUGAACAUAUGGAAUCUUAAACACACUUUACUUAGCUCUGUGUAAUCCUUGGGUCCCUGUAGCAUUCAACACUCCAGACAGGUACCACUAGGAAGUACAGAUCACUAUUAAUGGUAAGUAGGAUAGGAGCUUGCUAUUUGGUUUGAACUCCAACUUUACCAUUUUGGGACCAUAAAAAUCAGGCUUAACAAUACAUGGAAAAAGGAAUGCAUGCAAAAGUCCUUGGCCAGGUUAAAAGGGGUUAAUCUCGAAAGCUAGGACAGGAAAUCAGGAAGGCAAAUUGAAACUCAAUGUCUACUCAGAAGAAGGAUGCUUAUGAGAUGUUGAGCUGAGUGAUAACUUAAAUGACAUGGGCAUAGAUAAAGAAAGCUACCCUCCAUUAGUCUGUAGAGGGCCAUACCUGCUAACCAAACAGGGCAUCCGCACCAAGCUAAAACAAGUUCCAUACUGCAGAAGAUACGGCUAGAUACCAGGCUAAACAUGAACAGAAGGCUGAUCCUAAGAUAUAAGGUCAACAGAUUAUACAGAGCCAAGAUCCCCUAAGAAUGAGUCACCAACACAAACUAAUAGACAAGCCAAAAGAUAAAACAGAGAUAGCAAUGUCAUCUCAAAGCCCCGACUUGCCUUUCCAAUUGACCAGUCAAUGUGAGGCCCUCCUUAGCCUCUAACCAGCUCCAACUCAUAGCCAAAUAUAGGAGAAAAAUGGGGACAGUAAAUUCAAACAUAAACCAACUGAAAUUUGACCUUGUUUGUAUGGGUUCCCUGUGUGAGGUUGUCCCUAGAUACAUAUCAAAAUAUCAAAAAUUAUAAAAUUCAGAGCCUUCCCGCUACCUAACAUGGGGUCACCUUUGAAAUCUUAUCCUUUCUGAAUGAGAGAGAGAGAAAGAGAUAGAGUGUGUGUGUGUGUUGGUGGACAGUAGGGAAGAGAGAGAAUAGUUGUAACACUUGAGUUUUCUCUGACACUUAUUUCUGGGUCAUGGAGCUGAUCCUCAGAAAACAGCACAAAUAUUUCUGUCAUAUCUGUGUAUGAGAAUAGGCUCUUUCAGUUUGUUGGAGCCAUGGUUAAGAAAGAUAGACCCUGUGUGACAGUGGCUAUAUAACUAUAUGGUGGAGACCAAGACCAUCCUUUGCAUAUCUCCUGUCAGCUUCCACAAGGGGUGGAAAGGCUAUCAAAGGGUCACAUUCACCCCUAAAAUCCAUCCAUGAAUAUUAGAUGUCCAACAGGUGGAGUCAGUAUCCACAUUGAUAGCCCCCCCAACCUGGCACCACUUUACCUAUUGUGGAUCCACCUAAGAGCCUAAUGAUGGUCCACUGCAGGUGCUAGAGAGGAUAGGCGAGGAUUGUGGUGGAAGACAGUCUACUAGAAAGGACUUUGGAAGGCUUCCUUCUGGACCUGAGAGCCUCUCUAGGUGGUAAAAUGCAGACUCUGGUUCUGUUGGAACGUUCAGAGAACGGAGCCUAGGGGCCUUGGAAUAUUAGUCAGCAAAGUAAUUGUAUGAGAUCAGGGCAUUCAGGGUACCUAAUGUAGGUCAUGGUGCUUCAGUCAGAAUGAUUUCUAGGCACUUUGUGAGCAAAUUCGUGUUAGUCUAGAAAAAUGUCAGUCUCCUGAAAGGACAGACAGGAUACCAGUGUCCAUAAUCUUCGUAAGACUGCAGAUGCUUGGAGUGGAUGGAGUCAAGCAGGGUUUGCUACCCCGGUUACUCUAUGAGGGGUACAAAGAUGAGUGAGGAAACAGUACCUGUAAGAAAGAAUUUGAUGGCUGCCAGAGAGGACAGCCACCCAUUUCAAGUUUCCCAGCAGAAGCCAGAUUUCUCAAUCUACUAGCUUGAAGUGAAGAAGCAGCAAUGCUGUGGCAGACUUCAGGUCGCUUUCACCUUCUGUGGGUGAACCCUUGCAGAGAGUUGUGUUUGACAUGGUCCCUACAAACUGCAAGCUAAGCAUGUCAUGCUUGGUUUGUGAGGAGCAAGCUCCCUUCUUUGCCAACCAAGUCUUCUCCUAAUACCAAUUAAAAGGCAGGUGGAGCUGCAUAUCUUAGCCUCAUCCAGGAUGGUUAUUGCCAGUCACAGGGAGCAACUCCUUGGCCAUAUAUACACUUGAUGCUUACUGUCAUCUCUGACAAGGACAGCCAUCACACAGACUCACUGGCCAUCAAGGCUCUCAGUGACAGCCAGAACCAAAAAAGAUCCAGGCAGGAGUCAUAGCAAGAUUUCACUUCAUGCACACUAACUCCAAAAGUUCAUUCAGCCCUCACUCCCUAUUCAAGGCCUGUGGGAAAGCUUUCAAAAGCACAGUAAUUCUGUUGACACUCUACCAUAAUCAUUCCAAGUGCAUAUAUUUUAUCGCUAACCAGAUCUUGGGAUAGCACAGGUUAACUCAUAUUUAAAAUCAGGCUCAAAAUCACUUUUUUCCUUCUCUUUUCACUCUGUAUCCUAUUAGCCAACCAAAGGCACGCUCAUGGCUUCUAUGGUUGCCUUGGCUACUGGAUACCAGUACAGCUCACAAGGGGUGAUUAUGAAGUCCCCAGUCUACACUAGGGAGGCUGACAUUUUCAUAGCCAUGUGGCAUAUGAUAUCACAUGAGACCAAAGUCUCCACACUAUUUGAAGCCUCCACAAAUCCCAAUGGCCUGCACUUGUAUAGUUUGGGUGUUUGAUAGAUAAAGCACGUAUGAGAAGAAAAAACAAAAUAAAUCAACUUCAAAAAAAUUAAAGCCAGCACUGUGCUGUCAAUGUUUUUCUUGUUUUUUUUUCUUUUUCUUUCCAGUUCUAGCUUCAAAAAACAGAAGGUAAAUAAUGUCAGGUCAAUGAAUAUCAGAUAUAUUUUUUGACUGUACAUUAAAGUGACGUGUAAUCUUUUUACACCUGCAAGUCCAUCUUAUUUAUUCUUGUAAAUGUUCCUUGACAAUGUUUGUAAUAUGGCUGUGUUAAAAAAAUCUAUACAAUA